This is a messenger RNA of Rotaria socialis, 381 nucleotides long. The record is from the annotation of a GenBank genome assembly. NCBI's taxonomy places the organism in Eukaryota, Metazoa, Rotifera, Eurotatoria, Philodinida, Philodinidae.
AUGAAAAAUGGCGUACAUUCAUCAAAUUCAAAUUUUUUUCAACAUAUGGCUAUAUUUACAAUUUAUUUUGGUAUAUGUUUAUUUGGAUUAUUGAUUCGUGAUUAUUAUCGUGUACCAUCAUCAUAUAUUAUACAUGAAAUUCUUAAUAUUUUUGAUGGUUUAUAUAUUCUUAGUGCAUUGAUCUAUUCAAUCAUUACACUAGAAGAGUUUUCUUAUCAAAAUUUUAAAUUAGAUUCAUUCAUUUCUGUUAAUGAUCCAAUCAGAGUAUUAUUUCUUUUUUCUUGUAUAUUAACAAUGCCAAUGUUAUCAGCUCGAUUUACUUGUUUAAUUAUUACUGAUGAUGUUCUUUAUGUAUUUGCAACAUUCCUUCGUACACCUUAG